UUGACACAACUCCAGACGCACUCCAGCAGGGAGUUCAACAGUCAUCCUCUGGGUGGAGGUAUUACCAGGUUCUAAAGCUGUGGCGGGGAAGCAAACGACCAACGGCGCUAAGUUCAAAGCUGCCAGAGAUCUCGCUCCGAGUCAAGUCAGGGAGAAGAAAUGCCCAAGAGCAAACGUUCCUUCUCUCCCCCGGGUGCAAUAAAAGGAGCGUGCCGAGGAUCCACGCUGGCUCGGGCUUGGAGCGAGCGCUCGGUGCCCGCCUCCCAUCUCAGAGGAAACUCGCUCCCCUCGGCGAGAAUGGGCACAAGGGAUCCCCGAACUUCAGGGACCCCACUGGGGGUAACUUCUCUCCCUUCAUCAUAUACGAUCAGAUGAGAGGAGAGGGGCGCUCUUCCGACGUCCCCCCGGCGGGCGCGCGCGGCAGCUGAGGCCCGGUGGAGGCGGGGUCGGCCGGCGGCCCCGCCGCCGGAGCCCCGUGCGCUGCCCGGUCCUCCCCCUCCUUCUCCGCGCCGUCACUGGCUGCAUCCCCGCGGCCCCGGCACAAUAGAGGCUCCGCCCCUCCCUCCGCCCGAGCGCUCCGCGGCUCUCUCUCCCAGCAGCUCUCGCCGCCGCCGCCGCCGCCACAGCCCGCCCCGCGCCGGGUGCCCGUGCGCCCCGAGGCUCCCCGCCGCCCGGCCUGGCGCGCCCCGCCCGCAUCUGACCGGACCCUUUCCUCCCACCUGAGCCCUUCUGCAGAGGACGGCGCGCUAGGCUAGCCAGUGCCACCUCCACCUUCCCCGUCACCUCCUCCUGCCCUGCGCCCCUCUCUCCACAGGGGCCGCACAGUCGAGGGCUGCUCGCGCCUGGAAGGAGAUGACCAGGGUCUCUGGGGCGCACCCGCCUGCCCCGCUCAGCCGCACCCAGCUUUAGAAGGCGCUCUGAGCAGCCACCCGCGGGCUCCAGCCAACACACCCUCUCGCUUCAGUCCUUGCCCGGACCCCCGACCCCAGCCUUUCUCCGAAGGGGCCGAGCCCCUUCUUGUCGCGUCCCUCAUGGCCAAGUCUCUGCUGCUAGUUCUCUGCUUAGCUCUGGUGGUGGCUCCGGACUGGGGGUCCAGCACUCCCCACCCAGGAACCAGCGAGCCCCCAGACGUGAAGACGGCGGCGCCCGCGGGGGAUGAGACUCUGCAAAACGAAGCGGACAACCAGGAGAACGUUUUAUCUCAGUUGCUGGGAGACUAUGACAAGGUCAAGGCUGUGUCUGAGGGCUCAGACUGUCAGUGCAAGUGUGUAGUGAGACCCCUGGGCCGAGACGCCUGCCAGAGGAUCAACCAGGGGACCUCCAGGAAAGAAGACUUCUACACCGUAGAAACCGUCACCUCAGGCUCGUCCUGCAAGUGUGCCUGUGUUGCACCACCAUCGGCCCUCAAUCCCUGUGAGGGAGACUUCAGGCUCCAGAAGCUACGGGAGGCAGAUGGCCGGGACUUGAAGCUUGCCACCAUCAUAGACAUGCUGGAAGGAGCUUUCUAUGGCCUUGAUCUCCUGAAGCUGCAUUCGGUCACCACCAAACUGGUGGGGCGAGUGGAUAAACUGGAAGAGGAAGUUUCUAAAAACCUCACCAAGGAAAACGAGCACGUCAAAGAGGACGUGGAAGAAAUUCGAACUGAGAUGAACAAACAAGGCAAAGAGAACUGCUCCAAUAACAUCCUAGACAGCAUGCCAGACAUCCACUCGGCCCUGCAGAGGGACGCAGCGGCAGCCUACACCCACCCAGAGUAUGAGGAGCGGUUUCUGCAGGAAGAGACCGUGUCCCAGCAGAUCAACUCCAUCGAGCUCCUGCACACACGGCCCCUGGCUCCGCCCGAGGUGGUGAAGCCACGGCGGCCCCUGCAGAGGCAGAUCCACCUGAGGGGCCGGCCGGCCUCCAAGCCCACGGUCAUUCGGGGCAUCACCUACUACAAAGCCAAGGACCCUGAGGAGGAGAACGACAUCGGGGAGCAGCAAGACGAGUUUUUCAGCGGUGACAACGGACUGGAUUUGCUGAUUGAAGAUCAGCUUCUGAGACACAACGACCUGCCAACUAGUGCCAGCCGGAGGCCAGCAGCCACCCGUCACGGUGCUGCUGUGACGACUGAUGCUGGCACUCAGACCGCAGCCCUGUCCUCAACACAGCCACAGGCCCCGACCUCAGCUCCCGGCAUCCCCGACCCUACACUCUCUGCCUCAGUUGAACAAUUUUCAACACCACUCCAGACCACCUCAGUGUUGCCAGAUCCCACAGGGGAGGCAGUCCCUGAACCUUCUACUCAGAUACCAGCCACCACUGUGGCCCGCACAGCCACCCCACAACCUCUGGCCUCAGCUUCUCCAUCAGCGGCUCCUGGGGACGUAUCUGUGGAGGCUACGCAUGUGGCCCCAGUGCCUCCCACCACAGUCAGGAUGGACUCGCUGGGGAAAGAUGCUACUGCUGGGCAGGGCACAGCCCCCGCCAGCCCCACCCUGAGCCCUGAAGAAGAAGAUGACAUCCGGAAUGUCAUAGGAAGGUGCAAGGACACCCUCUCCACAAUCACGGGGCCGACCACCCAGAACACAUAUGGGCGGAACGAAGGGGCCUGGAUGAAGGACCCCCUAGCCAAGGAUGAGCGGAUUUAUGUAACCAAUUAUUACUAUGGCAACACCCUGGUAGAGUUCCGGAACCUGGAUAACUUCAAACAAGGUCGCUGGAGCAAUUCCUACAAGCUCCCCUACAGCUGGAUCGGCACGGGCCACGUGGUGUACAAUGGCGCCUUCUACUACAACCGGGCCUUCACCCGCAACAUCAUCAAGUAUGACCUGAAGCAGCGCUAUGUGGCAGCCUGGGCCAUGCUCCAUGACGUGGCCUACGAGGAGGCCACACCCUGGCGGUGGCAGGGCCACUCGGACGUGGACUUUGCUGUGGAUGAGAACGGCCUGUGGCUCAUCUACCCGGCCCUGGAUGACGAGGGCUUUAGCCCGGAGGUCAUCGUACUGAGCAAGCUCAACGCCGUUGACCUGAGCACGCAGAAGGAGACCACGUGGCGCACGGGGCUCCGGCGGAACUUCUACGGCAACUGCUUCGUCAUCUGCGGCGUGCUGUACGCCGUGGACAGCUACAACCAGCGCAACGCCAACAUCUCCUAUGCCUUCGACACCCACACCAACACACAGAUCGUCCCCAGGCUGCUGUUUGAAAACGAGUAUUCCUACACCACCCAGAUAGACUACAACCCCAAGGACCGCCUGCUCUAUGCCUGGGACAAUGGCCACCAGGUCACCUACCAUGUCAUCUUUGCCUACUGACACCCCUGUCCCCUCAAGCAGAAGUGCAGAGGGGUUACUGGCACCUUGUGUGUGUGUGUGAGUGUGUGGGUGUUUUUGUGUGUAGAUGGGUAUGUAUUGUUUAAAAAUAUAUAUAUUAUUUUGUAUAAUAUUGCAAAUGUAAAAUGACAAUUUGGGUCUAUUUUUUUUUUAUGUGGAUUGUAGAUCAAUCCAUAUGUGUAUGUGCUGGUCUCAUCCUCCACAGUUUAUAUUUUUGUGCAAAUGAACUUCUCCUUUUGACCAGUAACCACCUUCCUUCAAACCUUCAACCCCUCCAGCUCCCAGAUCUCGACCACUGAGUUUUCAUCAUCUGGGUCUUGCAGGCAGAUGGCACAGGAGCAGGAGUGAAGGAGGCAAGAAAGAAGUGCUAAGGGGCGGGAAAAAAAUUUAUGUAUUGGAGAAGUUUUAAAAACCCAGAAAAAUGCUUUUUUUUUAAUAAAGAAGAAACUUAAAAUCA
Molecule: messenger RNA, 3771 nt
Organism: Ceratotherium simum simum (southern white rhinoceros)
Lineage: Eukaryota; Metazoa; Chordata; Mammalia; Perissodactyla; Rhinocerotidae
Gene: OLFML2B
Product: olfactomedin like 2B
Biological process (GO): signal transduction
Source: RefSeq, a predicted model, not a curated record